Teleopsis dalmanni is the source of this 2380-nucleotide messenger RNA. Its product is annotated as glucose dehydrogenase [FAD, quinone]-like. The transcript has a single exon. Gene Ontology annotation, molecular function: flavin adenine dinucleotide binding; oxidoreductase activity, acting on CH-OH group of donors. Bases 151 to 2016 code for a protein of 621 amino acids. The record is from RefSeq and is a predicted model, not a curated record. NCBI's taxonomy places the organism in Eukaryota, Metazoa, Arthropoda, Insecta, Diptera, Diopsidae.
ACGACAAAUAAAAAGUGUGUAUAGCAUAUAAAUUUCUUAAUAAAAUUUAAAUAAAAUACUAGUUGAAGUUGUAAAAAAUACACAAAGUAAGAUACGAUCAAAUUGUGUAUAGAAACGUGUGUUAUGUACUUUUAAUUAACUGUCAAAAAAAUGUUUGCAUUUAAACAAAUAAACUACAAAAUACUCGCUUUAGUGAUUUUUGGUCUAUGCACCUUAGCAUUUGCACAGGAACGCAAUGUUAUCCUUGAAGCAUUGGAUUUUUUGCGUCGCGGUCAAAAUGACGUCAAUUUAGAAAACUUUGAUAAUUACAUCGAAAUGGAAGGGGAGUAUGAUUUCAUUGUCGUAGGAGCUGGUACAGCAGGUUGCACAUUGGCAGCCCGUUUGUCCGAAAAUCCAAAAUGGCAAGUGUUGCUACUCGAAGCUGGUGGUCCUGAACGACUGAUUAUGGAUAUACCAAUUGUAGCGCAUUUCUUGCAACUCGGUGAAAUGAAUUGGAAAUAUCGUACACAACCCUCUGAUCACGCUUGUCUCGCCAUGAACAAUAAUCGUUGUAAUUGGCCGCGCGGUAAAGUUAUGGGUGGUUCGUCAGUACUCAAUUAUAUGAUGUACACACGUGGCAAUCGUAAAGAUUAUGAUCGUUGGGCGGCUUUAGGAAAUGAAGGUUGGAGUUUCAAAGAUGUUUUGCCAUACUUUAAAAAGUAUGAAGGUUCUAGUGUACCUGAUGCUGAGGCUGAUUUUGUUGGUCGUAAUGGACCAGUUAAAGUAUCUUAUGUAAAUUGGCGAUCAAAAAUUGCAGAAGCUUUCAUAGAAGCAGCACAACAGGAUGGCUUGAAAUAUCGCGAUUACAAUGGACAUAUACAAAAUGGUGUUGCUUACUUACAUACUACAACAAGAAAUUCUACACGUUGGAGCUCCAAUCGCGCAUACUUGUAUCCAUUAAAAGGCAAACGUCCAAAUUUGCAUGUUAAGAAAAAUGCUUUAGUGACUAAAGUGCUUAUUGAUCCCACAACAAAAUCUGCUUAUGGCAUCAUCGUUAAUACUGAUGGUAGCGAACAUAAAAUUUUAGCCAGACGUGAAGUUAUUGUUACAGCGGGCGCUAUAAACACACCACAACUACUGAUGUUAUCGGGUGUGGGACCAGCAAAACAUUUGCGUGAAGUUGGUAUCAAGCCUAUUAUAGAUUUAGCAGUUGGUUACAAUCUUCAAGAUCACACAGCACCCGCUGUAAGUUUUACUACAAAUGCUACCUCUUUGCACUUUGAAGAUUUUGCCGAACCUACUUGGGUUAAUCGUUUCAAUCGUCAGGAAGGUCCUUACGGUUCACCUGGUGGCUGUGAAGCUAUUGCAUUCUGGGACUUAGACCAUCCACAUUUAGAAGAUGGCUGGCCUGAUAUUGAAUUGUUCUUAGUUGGCGGCUCUAUGUCCUCGAAUCCAGCAAUUUCUCGUGCUUUUGGUUUGAAAAAAUCUAUUUAUGAUUCAAUGUUUGCCGAAAUUGAGGAGAAAAAUUUGGAUGCUUUUAUGAUCUUUCCUAUGAUUUUACGUCCAAAAAGUCGUGGUCGCAUUAUGUUAAAGAGUUCAGAUCCUUUUAAGUAUCCACUGAUUUUUGCCAACUACUUUGCACAUCCAUACGAUGUUGAUAUCUCAGUGCGUGGUUUAUUAAAAGCAGUUAGUCUUAUGGACCAGCCAGGCUUCAAGAAAAUUAAUGCAAAACUAUGGGAUCGUAAAGUACCGACAUGCAAAAAAUAUCCCUACAAAACGCAAGCUUACUGGGAGUGCUAUGUUAAACAUUUUACGUUCACUAUUUAUCAUUAUUCUGGCACAGCUAAAAUGGGUCCAAGAAGUGAUCGCGCAGCAGUAGUAGAUCCACGUUUACGUGUGCAUGGCAUUAAGAAUUUACGUGUGGCUGAUGCGAGCAUAAUGCCAGAAAUUAUGUCAGGACAUCCGAAUGGACCAGUUUUUAUGAUAGCAGAAAAGGCAGCAGAUAUGAUUAAACAAGAUCACGGCUUCAUACCAUAAAAUAUACAGCUAAACAGUCAGGGGGGUACUACGAGCUUUUAAUGUGGGGGCCAACAAUUAACAGUUCAAAUAUUUUAUUGUAUUAAAUUUUAAGUGCAAAAUUUCGAUUGCAAUGGAAGAAAAAGUGUUGUUCGCGUGAAUUAGAUAUUUAACAUUUCAGGGUUAGAUUAGUUUUAAUUUCACACUUUUUAAAAUCGCACUUCACCAUAAAAGUUUAAGUUAGGAAUUGAAAAUUUAUGUUUUUUUAAAUUUUUAGUGUUUUGUAAAUUGCCAAUAACAGUUAAGGAACAUAAGCAUCACAGCCAAUUGUACUGAAUUAGUUUUAGUAAUUUUAUAUUUAAGUUUAGAAAGAAAAAUAUUUUUA